Calypte anna (Anna's hummingbird) is the source of this 883-nucleotide messenger RNA. It is a transcript of the gene MRPS16, whose product is annotated as mitochondrial ribosomal protein S16. Gene Ontology annotation, cellular component: ribosome; mitochondrial small ribosomal subunit. Lineage: Eukaryota; Metazoa; Chordata; Aves; Apodiformes; Trochilidae. The record is from RefSeq and is a predicted model, not a curated record. The coding region runs from base 97 to 507 and encodes 136 amino acids. The transcript is spliced from 3 exons. Gene Ontology annotation, molecular function: structural constituent of ribosome. Gene Ontology annotation, biological process: mitochondrial translation.
GAAUCCACCCGCGGAACCGGACCCACCGCGACUGCGCUGCCCGCCGCCCUUCCGGCUCCUCCUCCAUCACCUCAACGCGAGAACUCCGUGGGCGCCAUGGUGCAGCUGGGGAGCCGCCUCCUGAAGGGCUACCGGGGCGGACACGUCGUGAUCCGCUUCGCUCUGGGCGGCUGCGCCAAUCGCCCCUUUUACCGCAUCGUGGCGGCUCACAACAAGCGAGCCCGGGAUGGGAAGUACCUGGAGCAGGUCGGCUGCCUCGAUCCGCUGCCCAACGCCUACGGAGAGAAGGUGGUGGGGCUCAACCUGGAACGGCUCCGGUACUGGCUGGGCUGCGGAGCGCAGCUGUCCCGGCCUGCUGAAAAACUCUUGGGGCUGGCAGGGUUCCUGCCGCUCCAUCCCAUGACGGUAACCGGGGCCGAGAGGCUGCGGCAGAGGCAGCGAUCGGCGGUGAAGACGGCGACUCCCGAGCAGGGUUCUGCGCCCGGGACAGCCCCGUCCUCCCCUUAGAGCACCCGACUGCAUUAAAGUGACAUCUGCACCUCCACACUGUCCCUGUGCUGCUCUCUUCAGAUCCCCAGACGCUGCAGUCGCUGCCACAUUUGGUGCAGCAGCUACAAAAUGGGGUUUGCUGCUCCAGUGAAGCUCCAGAACCCUUCCAGGGGGUACAGACCUUUUCCUAAAGGCAGGGAGGGGUUUAGGACUGGCAGAAAAUAAUGCAUUUCUCCUACCUCCCUCCUCACUGUCUGUGCCAAGUGGUGGGUCUGUCUUGUGGCUGGAAAAAGUGACUUUUUUCAGGGAUCCUGAACUGGUGGCUGUGGAUCAGAAUACUUUGUGUAACAAAAUAAAAGCUUCCUUAGUGAACAAAAACCUUCCCAGCAGAAAA